CUGUCUGGGAAACGGGGAGGAAGGGACACUCUGAACAUCACCAGGGGCUGCUGGGGGGCUCUGGCCACCCCCAGAGUCAGAACAGGCAGGUGGGGCAGGAUCUCAGGUCAUCCUAUACUACACUCAGCCAUUGCGUGGCCCCUCUCCUCCCUGUGCCUGGCCUUUUGGCCAGCCCUGGGGCCACCGAGAGGAGGCAGCACCAAACCCUCCAGGAGCCCCCAGUGCUGCCAUCUGUGGGACAGGGACAAUCCCAUCCCCACUGCUACUGUCUGUGCUGUGCUGGGCACAGAGCUGGACACCUCCAAGGCUCAGCACCCGUAGCGGCUCUCAUCAUGAACAAUUCACAGGCAGAUGGUGGCCAGCUCUGUGGCCUGCAGGGACUGGGAGUGGUGCCAGACCAUCUAGGCCCCAACCUAUCUGCAUUAUCCUGGAAGACUUCCUGGAGGAGGCUUCUAAGCAGAGGCCCAAGGACCAUGUCAGGUCUAGGACUAGGACCAGUGCAGGCCGAGGCCAGAGAGACAGCUGGGCUUCCAGGUAGGGUCAAAGUGAGGUGGGCAGCAGGUGUGGGGGCCAGGGGACUCGGGGACUUCCUCUCCAGCUGGGCCCGCCUGACGUGGGAGGCAGCCAGGGUUAAUCAUUUCCACGAAGCCUUGACCCCACCUGCCUUGGCCGCUCUGCUCCCGCCUCCCACUGCCCCUCAGGCCAGCUCAGGAGCCAUGGGGCGCUGGGCCUGGGUCCCCAGCCCCUGCCCCCCACUGGGGCUGGGCCCCUUCCUCCUCCUCCUCCUGCUGCUGCUGCUGCUGCCACGGGGGUUCCAGCCCCAGCCUGGCGGGAACCGUACGGAGUCCCCAGAACCUAAUGCCACAGCGACCCCUGCGAUCCCCACUAUCCUGGUGACCUCUGUGACCUCUGAGACCCCAGCAACAAGUGCUCCAGAGGCAGAGGGACCCCAAAGUGGGGGGCUCCCGCCCCGGCCCAGGGCAGGUCCUUCGAGCAGUAGCCCCCAGGCCCAAGCACUCACCGAGGACGGGAGGCCCUGCAGGUUCCCCUUCCGCUAUGGGGGCCGCAUGCUGCACACCUGCACUUCGGAGGGCAGUGCACACAGGAAGUGGUGUGCCACAACUCACAACUACGACCGGGACAGGGCCUGGGGCUACUGUGUGGAGGCCACCCCGCCUCCAGGGGGCUCAGCUGCCCUGGAUCCCUGUGCCUCCGGCCCCUGCCUCAAUGGAGGCUCCUGCUCCAAUACCCAGGACCCCCAGUCCUAUCACUGCAGCUGCCCCCGGGCCUUCACCGGCAAGGACUGCGGCACAGAGAAAUGCUUUGAUGAGACCCGCUACGAGUACCUGGAGGCGGGCGACCGCUGGGCCCGCGUGCGCCAGGGCCACGUGGAACAGUGCCAGUGCUUGGGGGGCCAGGCCUGGUGCGGAGGCACCCGACAUACAGGUGCGCCAUGGGGUGUGAGCCAUGCCGCUGACCCCCGACGGGUGUCCCUGUCCCCACCCAAGUGGGAGGAAUGGCCUGAGGUCACCCAGAAACAAGGGACAAGGGGUGGACCCCGACUCCGCUGUCGUGGGGCACUGCGUGGCCCCUGGCCCAGCUCCUUGGCCCUGCCCCCAGCUUGUCUGAGCAGCCCUUGCCUGAACGGGGGCACCUGCCACCUGAUCGUGGCCACCGGGACCACCGUGUGUGCCUGCCCACCAGGCUUUGCUGGACGGCUCUGCAACAUCGAGCCUGAUGAGCGCUGCUUCUUGGGGAACGGCACUGGGUACCGUGGCGUGGCCAGCACCUCAGCCUCGGGCCUCAGCUGCCUGGCCUGGAACUCCGAUCUGCUCUACCAGGAGCUGCACGUGGACUCAGUGGGCGCCGCGGCCCUGCUGGGCCUGGGCCCCCAUGCCUACUGCCGGAAUCCGGACAAUGACGAGAGGCCCUGGUGCUACGUGGUGAAGGACAGCGCGCUCUCCUGGGAGUACUGCCGCCUGGAGGCCUGCGAAUCCCUCACCAGAGUCCAACUGUCACCGGAUCUCCUGGCGACCCUGCCUGAGCCAGCCUCCCCGGGGCGCCAGGCCUGCGGCAGGAGGCACAAGAAGAGGACGUUCCUGCGGCCACGUAUCAUCGGCGGCUCCUCCUCGCUGCCCGGCUCGCACCCCUGGCUGGCCGCCAUCUACAUCGGGGACAGCUUCUGCGCCGGGAGCCUGGUCCACACCUGCUGGGUGGUGUCGGCCGCCCACUGCUUCUCCCACAGCCCCCCCAGGGACAGCAUCUCCGUGGUGCUGGGCCAGCACUUCUUCAACCGCACGACGGACGUGACGCAGACCUUCGGCAUCGAGAAGUACAUCCCGUACACCCUGUACUCGGUGUUCAACCCCAGCGACCACGACCUCGUCCUGAUCCGGCUGAAGAAGAAAGGGGACCGCUGUGCCACACGCUCGCAGUUCGUGCAGCCCAUCUGCCUGCCCGAGCCUGGCAGCACCUUCCCUGCAGGACACAAGUGCCAGAUUGCGGGCUGGGGCCACUUGGAUGAGAACGUGAGCGGCUACUCCAGCUCCCUGCGGGAGGCCCUGGUCCCCCUGGUCGCCGACCACAAGUGCAGCAGCCCUGAGGUCUACGGCGCCGACAUCAGCCCCAACAUGCUCUGUGCCGGCUACUUCGACUGCAAGUCCGAUGCCUGCCAGGGGGACUCAGGGGGGCCCCUGGCCUGCGAGAAGAACGGCGUGGCUUACCUCUACGGCAUCAUCAGCUGGGGUGACGGCUGCGGGCGGCUCCACAAGCCGGGGGUCUACACCCGCGUGGCCAACUAUGUGGACUGGAUCAACGACCGGAUACGGCCUCCCAGGAGGCUUGUGGCUCCCACCUGACCCUCCAGCGGGACACCCUGGUUCCCACCAUUCCCUGCCUUGCUGACAAUAAAGAUAUUUCCAAGAACCCGGCCCAGGCUACCUGGCCCCUGCCUGCGGCCCCGCCUUCCCCUCCAGGCCAUGACUGGGGCCCAGGUCUAUGCGCAGCAGGCCUCAGGCUGCCGUUCUGGAGCCCACACAGUCCUCAGUGGAGACGGAGCCUGUGGCCCCACAGCGGGGUCUGGCCCCACGGCCCAGAGAGUUGUCAGGGGAUGAGGUCUGGGCCUCUCCAGGCCCCAGCAGAGUCCAGCCGCCUCCCAGGCCAGCCCCAGGCCGGGGCUCAGCACCUGGGUUGUCCCAGGGCAGGAAGUGGAAACCAAGUCCAGGCCCCCAGGCGUGGAGGGGUCCGAUCCGCGUGGUGCACGGAGUAUUGA
This is a messenger RNA of Gorilla gorilla gorilla (western lowland gorilla), 3271 nucleotides long. RefSeq names its product HGF activator (gene HGFAC). Gene Ontology annotation, biological process: blood coagulation; zymogen activation. The coding region runs from base 333 to 2858 and encodes 841 amino acids. The transcript has 13 exons. NCBI's taxonomy places the organism in Eukaryota, Metazoa, Chordata, Mammalia, Primates, Hominidae. The record is from RefSeq and is a predicted model, not a curated record. Gene Ontology annotation, cellular component: rough endoplasmic reticulum; extracellular region. Gene Ontology annotation, molecular function: serine-type endopeptidase activity.